Penicillium crustosum is the source of this 1494-nucleotide messenger RNA. Its product is annotated as FAD-binding oxidoreductase. Bases 1 to 1494 code for a protein of 497 amino acids. The transcript has 3 exons. Gene Ontology annotation, molecular function: FAD binding; oxidoreductase activity. The record is from RefSeq and is a predicted model, not a curated record. NCBI's taxonomy places the organism in Eukaryota, Fungi, Ascomycota, Eurotiomycetes, Eurotiales, Aspergillaceae.
AUGCCCUUCUUACCAUUAUCUACUAUUUUGAGCUUAAGGAAGGAACUGGAAGGAACUGCUGCCGAAAUUUUGACGUGGGGAAGUGACGGGUACGGUGAUAGCAUUAAACAAUGGAGUGACUCUUGUGAUGAACAAGUUGGUGCCGUAGUUCGGGUCACAUCAGCCGGCGAAGCAGCAGCAGUCGUCCGCUUUGCCGCAUGCCAUGAAAUUCCUUUCGCGGUCAAAGGCGGGGGAUACUCCACCAGCAGAGCCUCCACAGCCCGCGGUGGUAUUGUCUUGGAUCUUUUGUAUCUUCGAAGGGUCAACGUGGAUCCCGUAUCUCAAGUUCUCACUGCUCAAGGCGGGGUCUUGUGGGAGGAUAUCGAUGUUGCAGCAGCUCAGUAUGGGCUAGCAGUCGUUGGAAGUACACUAAACCAUAUUGGCGUAGCAGGAGCAACAUUAGGAGGAGGUUAUGGAUGGUUGACCGGCCAGUAUGGCCUGGCGAUCGACAAUUUGCUCUGGGCAAAGAUGAUCCUAGCUGAUGGCAGCGUGGUUACCGCUUCCGAAGACCAAAACCAGGACCUCUUUUGGGCUAUUAGAGGUGCCGGUCAAAGUUUUGGAGUAGCCAUUGAGAUGAGUUUCCGAGCUCAUAAACAGAAUCACCCAGUAUUUGCCGGGACUCUUCUUUUCUCGGCGGACAAACUUCCUAGAAUUGUCGAUUUUGUGAACCGAUUUGAGACCAUCACCAAUGGUAAGCAGGGGUUCUGGUUUGGGUUCACCGCGUCACCUUCAAUGGCCGAAUGUGCCAUCUUGGUGGUUGUCUUCUAUAACGGAAACCAAACAGAUGCAGAGGAAUUCUUUUCCCCAGUACUUUCACUGGACCCAGUGGUGAACGAGACACAAAUGCUUCCUUACGAUAGUCUCAACGGAAUGUUGAAUGCGAUGGAUACAAUGUCUCGCCGCAGAAGUCAUGAGGGAUUUGAUAUCAUGUUCCCUGUCGAUGAAAUCGUGGGUCCUCGAAAAAGCCUGCGGGGAUCAAAUAUCACUCUCCCUCUAGAUCCUAAGCUUGCAAUAUCGAUAUAUCACGAGUUCGGCGGCAUCUUGAGAAAUUUUUCAACGGCCAGGGACAGCAUAUUACUUUUUGAACUCCUGCCAAACACACAGGUUGCCAAGGUUCAUAACGAUGCCACUGCUUUUGCCAGUCGAGGCCCUUACUAUAAUGCCAGUUCUCUAUUCCGAUGGCAUGACCCUCGUCUGGAUGAAGAAAUACACUCACUACAGACGGGUCUGAUGGACCGCAUCGGGACAUGUGCAGGCAUUCGUGUCCGAUCCGAUUAUAACGUAACCAUGCACGGAACAGGAAUAUAUGCGAACUAUGCGGGGAAUGAUCAAUCCAACGAGGAAAUAUUCGGACACAACCUUGCACGACUUCGGGAGCUGAAGAAAAAGUAUGAUCCUCAUAAUAUGUUCAGAAAGUGGCACAACCUCGAAACGCCUACCGCCACUUCAGGAUAG